This is a messenger RNA of Doryrhamphus excisus (bluestripe pipefish), 1340 nucleotides long. It is a transcript of the gene riiad1, whose product is annotated as regulatory subunit of type II PKA R-subunit domain containing 1. NCBI's taxonomy places the organism in Eukaryota, Metazoa, Chordata, Actinopteri, Syngnathiformes, Syngnathidae. The record is from RefSeq and is a predicted model, not a curated record.
CAACAUGUCCGUCCCGUCCGAAAAGGAGCAGGAUGAAGCAGAUUUAUUUCACAUUUAUGAUUUAUAAUUUAUAAUGCAAAAUGGUGAAUAUUUGUCUUAAUAUUAUAACAAUAACUAUUAUUUCUAUUAUACAAUUUGACUGUAUAAUACAGUGCAUUAACAAUGAUGACUGAUCAGAUGUGUAGGUGUACCUAAUGAUGUGGUCGGUGAGUGUUUACAGCACAAACGAACAUUAAACAGGACCUCUUUGUGUACCUAUGACGCCAUUUUUCACUUCCAAGUACUUAGAAUUCCAAGAAGUGUAACGUUUGUCGUCCAUACUCGCUGCUUGAGGGCGAUAGAAACUACAGAUCAAGCUAGUGUUGUGUCGCCACCUUGCGGCUAAAUGGUGUCACUUCAAGCGAUCGUUACCACAGCAACUGUUGUUAGUGUCAGCAGCAGAUGAAAGCGCUUAGCGUGACUCAGCACUUUUGACGUAUUCAAAGGAGGGCAAAUGGCGGCAGAAAGCGCUUCGGGAAAAAAACUGGACGUCAGCAUUCUGAGCGCCGACCAGCGGGAGAAACUCCGCCUGUUCAAAAUUCAGACGAGGAUCGACAAUGAGAAGUACCUGAUGGCGCAUCCUGAGGUGGAGAUCCUGGUUGGAGACUUUCUCAGAGACGUGCUUCUUAAAAGACCCGCUGACAUCUGUGCUUUUGCUGCAGAUCAUUUCACUGACCCAAACCUUCCCGUGGUUAUCAACGCUAAAAUGGAGACCAUAAAGACGGACUGAGACUGAGACCUGUACCAACGUCUCUCUAGUGAUGUUUACCAAACGUUGUGGGACAAUAAUAAAGGGCUGCUUUUGCUACAAAGUCUUAGCUGCUCAUUUAAAGCAACCUUAGGAAAAAAAAUUAUUUAUGGUGCCUACAAAGGUUGUAAACAGUACUAUAUCAGGGCCCUUUAUUUACCCAGGGCGGUGAUACUUGGAGAGAUUGAAAAAGCCUUACAUAUAACAAACUAUAACUGUAAUAAUGAUUUAGACAGCAUGAGAAAGUGGAAAGAGAAAUGCAGCUCAUUGGACACAUAGUGAUAUAGGCAAAUAGGCUUUUUUUUCCAAGUUAAUUAGGAUUUUACCCACCAUAUAAGUGUAAAAUUGUUGUUGAUUUUUCCAUUUUUGCUGUCCUUGUUUUCAGUUUUUGAAGCUUUUCGCAAAAUGUAAAAAGACAUAUAAAUAUAUGAAAGUGUCCUAUAAUUUUUCUGUAUGCUGCCCUCUGUGGAAAACAUUUGGAUUGCUUAAUUCAUGGAAAAAGCAAGCCUGAGAUGAAUGGACUAAGAAAAGUUGUAGCCUGCUCACCAAGCAU